AUGUCACUAUCUCCAAACAAUCAACGUAAUAUAAAUAAUAUUACACUCAAUGCCGUUAACCCGAAUUCACCCGGGGACAACAUUGUCAACAUAGACGAAUCUUUAAAUGGUGAGUGGACAUAUAUGCCGAACAAAAAAAAUGUAUCAGAUUCAUCCGAUCCGUGUUCUCCUGAUCCCAAUAAAAUUAAAUAUAAAAAAUUAUUUAUAACUGAAAAUCGGUACGAUAUAUUGCAAGCCGAAUCUCAAAUCACACAAAACUCUACCACUGACACGCAAAACUCUACCUCAGAAACUCCAUACGAUGCAAAUCCAAUCAAACCACAACCACCAAUAUUUGUAAAAGGCAUAGCGAACUUUCCAGAUCUGUGUGCUGCUCUAAUUGAAAAAAUUGGGGUCGACAAUAUUUUCUGUAAAUCGUCGGCAAAUAGUCUGAAAAUUCAAACCACCAAUCCCGAUGCAUAUCGAACACGGGUCCAUUUUCUGAGAGAUCAAAAGGCUCAAUUUCACACGUACCAGUUACGGGAGGACAAGCCUACUCGUGUCGUCUUGCGAAACUUACACCCUACUACAUCCAUUAAACUAAUAAAAAGCGAACUUGAAUUGCGCCUCUUCGAAGUAAGAAAGGUCACUAACGUCCUACAUAAGACCAGUAAAUCACUAUUACCUCUGUUCUUUGUUGACCUCGAGCCCACUGCUCACUCAAAUGACAUCUUCGAACUUUCUUCUUUUCUCCAUACGAAAAUCAAAGUCGAAGAGUCCUAUAAACCGAAAGCUUUAAGCCAAUGUUUGAACUGCCAUGACUAUGGCCACACAAGAGCCUACUGCGGAUACCCUUCACGCUGUGUUCGCUGCAGCGCAUUCCAUCGAUCUUUUGAAUGCACCAAAACACGUGACACAGCAGUCAAAUGUGCUUUAUGUUCCGGCGAUCACCCGGCCAACUACAGAGGUUACAAUGUCUACAAAGAAUUACAACGUCGUAAAUCAUCACCCACAAAAAGUAACUUCUUAUAUGAUAAUAUUAAAGACAAUGUAAACAAUCACAAUGUAAAAGCUACCCAUUACCAAACUCAUCUGGAAUUAAUUCAGAUGCCUCUUCUAAAACUUAUGCUCAAGCCACUUUUAGUCAACCAUCACAGUCCUCUCCUCCAACCCCCCCUCUCCACUGACCUAACUGUAACCAUGUCUUCUUUUGUGCACGAACUAAAGUCACUCAUCAGCCCGCUCAUCGCUCUCCUAACUCAAGUAAUUGCUUCUCUUCUAAAUAAAAAAAAUGAAUAA
Molecule: messenger RNA, 1278 nt
Organism: Cinara cedri
Lineage: Eukaryota; Metazoa; Arthropoda; Insecta; Hemiptera; Aphididae
Source: the annotation of a GenBank genome assembly